Molecule: messenger RNA, 2995 nt
Organism: Magnolia sinica
Lineage: Eukaryota; Viridiplantae; Streptophyta; Magnoliopsida; Magnoliales; Magnoliaceae
Product: protein CHROMATIN REMODELING 19
Exons: 12
Coding region: 339-2537 (732 amino acids)
Cellular component (GO): nucleus
Molecular function (GO): ATP-dependent chromatin remodeler activity; chromatin binding; DNA binding
Source: RefSeq, a predicted model, not a curated record
UAACGAAAACUAGAUUCUCUUUUAGCGCCUUCCCCAUUUUCUACGCCGAAGGAAAACCCCGCUCCGAAAAAAAAUGGCGGUUCUCUCUCUUCUCUGAACCGCCAUUUUCUAACACUCUUUCCACUCCCGAAAUCUCGCGUUCUCAGUCCUUUCCUCAGCAAUUUUCCCGUUUCUCGAACUACUCAAAUUCUCUUUCCUCUCAGAAAUCAUCCUCUCCCUUUUCUUACUUUAUAUCACUAACCCUAUCGUUUCUCUAGGGUUUUUCUUCUAUUUCUUCUCUCUUGAGUAAAAAACGCGAAUUUCUCGUCCACGACAUAUCGCCAUCAGCGGAAGAUGAGAUGAAGCGCGUUUUCGAAGAAAUCUCCGACGAGGAGUGGGAGGACCACACCUUCAAGCUCUCCAGGGCCCUCAAAAAGGACAAAUCCCCACCGCCGAUUGAGUCCUUUGCUUACCGGUCCAAGAUCCGCGAGAAUUCAGAUCGGAACGGCAGCGCUGAGCUUCUCGAUAUGAAUGAGGAGAAUUUGGAGGAUGAUGAUGUGGAGGUGACGGAGGUUCGGCCGCAGGGGAACCGGGCCCGCCGUUUCGUUGUGGACGAGGACAGUGACGAGGAUUAUUCAGAAGUGUUUGAGAUUCCAACUUCUGAUGAAGAAUACGAGGAAGAAGAAGAGGAAGAAGAAGUAGAUGAUGAAGAUGUUGUGGGUAAAGCAUUGCAGAAAUGUGCAAAGAUUUCAGCAUCGUUGCGUCGAGAGCUAUAUGGUUCUUCGGUGGUCCCGGCAUCGUGUGAUAGGUAUGCCGAAGUUGAAACUUCUUCGGCAAGGAUUGUGACGCAGGAAGAUAUUGAUGCAGCUUGUGCAUCUGAAGAAUCGGAUUUUCAGCCCAUUCUCAAACCAUACCAGCUUGUGGGAGUGAACUUUCUUCUUCUGUUGUACAGGAAGAAUAUUGGAGGAGCCAUCUUGGCAGAUGAGAUGGGGCUUGGUAAAACUAUUCAGGCUAUCACAUAUUUAACUCUGCUGAAACACUUGGACAACGACCCAGGUCCCCACUUAAUUGUUUGCCCAGCUUCUGUUUUAGAGAAUUGGGAAAGAGAGCUUAAAAAAUGGUGCCCAUCAUUUUCUGUCCUCCAAUUUCAUGGGGCUGGCCGUUCAGCCUAUUCGAAGGAGUUGAGCUCUUUGGGCAAGGCUGGUCUUCCACCUCCAUUCAACGUGCUAUUAGUCUGCUACUCACUUUUUGAGCGGCACAGUGCACAGCAGAAAGAUGACCGUAAGGCGCUGAAGCGUUGGCGAUGGAGCUGUGUUAUAAUGGAUGAAGCUCAUGUUUUAAAGGAUAGAAACAGCUAUCGAUGGAAGAACCUAAUGUCUGUUGCACAAAAUGCACAACAACGCCUGAUGCUGACAGGAACACCUCUUCAAAAUGACUUACAUGAGUUAUGGUCAUUGUUGGAGUUCAUGAUGCCUGAUAUUUUUGAAACUGGAGAUGUGGACCUGAAAAAGCUAUUGAAUGGAGAAGAUAAAGAUUUGAUUGCUCGUAUAAAGUCCAUUUUGGGACCAUUUAUUUUGAGGCGUUUAAAAUCAGAUGUGAUGCAGCAACUUGUCCCAAAGAUACAAGAGGUCAAGUAUGUAUGCAUGGGAACAGAACAGGCCAGCACUUAUAAAGAAGCCAUUGAUGCAUAUCGUGCAGCAACUCAAGCUCGCAUGGCAAAGCUUUCGGAGGUUAUUUCCAAUAAUAUUGCUGCCGUGCUUCCACGGCGUCAGAUCUCCAACUAUUUCGUGCAGUUCCGCAAGAUUGCAAACCAUCCAUUACUGGUCAGACGUAUAUACAGUGAUCAGGAUGUUGUUCGUUUUGCUAGAAUGUUGCAUCCAAAAGGUGCAUUUGGCUUUGAAUGCACAUUGGAUAGAGUGAUUGAUGAGCUUAAGAGUUACAACGAUUUUGUGAUUCACCGGCUUCUAGUUUCAUACUUUGGUAUUGGUGCAAAGGGAACUCUUUCAGAAGAACAUGUUCUGCUUUCUGCAAAAUGCCGGGCAUUAGCAGAACUUCUCCCCUCUUUAAAGAAAGGUGGGCACCGGGUUCUGAUUUUCAGCCAGUGGACCUCAAUGCUUGAUAUUCUGGAGUGGACUUUGGAUGUCAUUGGAGUUACAUACAGACGUCUUGAUGGCAGUACUCAGGUUACAGAAAGGCAGACUAUAGUGGAUACAUUCAACAAUGACCGUUCAAUCUUUGCAUGCUUGCUUUCGACAAGAGCAGGAGGGCAGGGGCUAAACUUGACUGGAGCUGACACGGUAGUCAUACAUGACAUGGAUUUCAACCCACAGAUGGACCGCCAAGCCGAAGACCGCUGCCAUAGAAUCGGCCAAACGAAACCUGUCACCAUUUACAGGCUUGUAACCAAAGGAACCGUCGAUGAGAAUGUGUACGAGAUUGCAAAGCGGAAACUGAUUUUGGAUGCUGCAGUGCUUGAGAACGGCAUGGAGUUGGAUAGUGAAAAUGACAUAUCCGAGAAGACUAUGGGAGAGAUUUUAUCUGCCCUCUUGUUGGGGUAGAAGUCAUACGGACAUCCCAAGGUUAAGACUGUUGGGUUUCUGUGCUCCAUGGUUUUGGGGUGAUUGAGAUUGAAUUAUACAGAUAAAAAGGCAAGUUGUUGAAGAUUGCCCGUGCAAGGCGGGAGGUCUAUUCAAUCAACAUUCUAUGGAGGGAAUUGAUUGAUAGCUGUACCAUGAAGAAAAAGGAUGUAUGUAAUUGAUUAGACUCUCUACCUAAAGCGAAUGGUGCGAUGGUUGAAAAGGGACAUUGUGAGGUUUGCAAUCCAUCCUCACGUCAAAAUGAGUUGUGUUGUGGAAGGUGGGGCUGGAUUUGAAGCAGACAUCCCACACCCAUUUAACUAUGUAGGUGAAAACGAAAUACAAUGCUAUAAGCCAUUCGAUCUGAUUCUUACCGGACCAUGUGAACAUAAUGUGGUAAAUGAGAUGGCUGAAGAAAAAAAGGUUCUUAUUUCUAUUUA